This is a messenger RNA of Camelina sativa (false flax), 1722 nucleotides long. The record is from RefSeq and is a predicted model, not a curated record. NCBI's taxonomy places the organism in Eukaryota, Viridiplantae, Streptophyta, Magnoliopsida, Brassicales, Brassicaceae.
AUGUUUAUCAGGAAGUUUCAAGAUGACCCUGAGUUGAAUCGUUUAUGUCUGCCUAUUGAAUCUGGCAAUGUUGAAAGUAAUACUCAGUCAACUACUUUAGAGAACACCCGAUGCAUUCAAGGUUUUCAGUUUUCGAAUAGCGAUAUAUCUGUUUCAUCAGUUCGUUAUCUAACCAAGGAGUUUCAUGAACCAAGUGGAAGUGGCGCCACAGUUUCUGAAUCACAUAUUGAUACCUGUUCAAUUGCUGAAAAAGUGAUUUAUGAUGACAGAACGAGAUUGAUAUUGGGAUGUGUUGAUCCUAGUUACAACUGGAAGAUGCCUGCAACAAAGCUCAAGUCAUCUUAUUUCCUUGUAGUGAUUAAGUAUAUGGGAGAACACAAUUGUGAUACAACUUACAUGAAUGCAAACCACUGGCAAGCCACUGCAAAACUUCUUGGUUCUUUUAUCUGCAGUCAUUUUGCAGAAAAGAAGGCUGGACUCAAGCCAAAACAGAUAAUUGAGAGAGUUAGAUUAGAUCAUGGUGUUCAUAUAAAAUACAAAAAAGCUUGGAGGGCAAAAGAGGCAGCUCAGAUUUUGGUUAGAGGAACUCCUGAGGACAUUUACCACAACAUAGCAAAAUGGUUGUUCAUGGCUAAAGAAAGAAAUCCAGGAUCAGUUGUUUAUCUUGAGAGGGAUUCUGGUACUAAAUUCAAAUAUGUGUUCAUUGCAUUCGGUCCAUCGAUAAGAGGUUUUGAUUUGCUGAAAGAGUGUCUUCGUACUAUCAUACCUGAUGCACCAGAUUUUGUGUUUGUCUCUGAUCGUGCAUCGUCCAUUGCAAAAGCACUUACAGAAUUGUAUCCAACAUCACAUCACAAAAUCUGCAAAUACCACCUUGGAAACAACAUCAAAGUAAGUUUCAAGGGUCAAUCUUAUUUGUCACUUGUUGAAUCUGCAGUCAUCGCUCAUACUCGUGAAGAGUUUGCUAAAAUAUUCAUCCAGAUUCAAGAUGCAAAUCCUAAGUUGGCUGAGUAUUUACAAAAAGCUGAUUUCAGAAAGUGGGCUCGUUCCUAUGCUCCUUCAAAUCGUUACAAUAUUAUGACAACAAACAUUGCAGAGUCAUUUAAUUCGAUGUUGAAAGAACCACGAGAGUUGCCAGUUCUUUCUCUUCUGGAGACAAUCAGGUUAACUUUGACUUCGUGGUUUCGUGAGAGACGUGAAAAGGCUGCUAAACAUGACAAGCUUGUCACGCCGCAAGUGGUGAAGAAGUUGGUAUUAAGGUUCUCAGAUGCAAUGAAACUUGACGUUUUCCAAGUUGAUGAAGACGAGUUUGAGGUGAAGGACAACAUUAACAAGUUUAUUGUUCACUUGAAGAACAUGCAUUGCAGUUGCUGUGUUUUUGACAUCGACAAAAUUCCGUGCAUUCACGCCAUUGCUGCUGCGAAGCGUUCAAAUAGGGAUGAAAACCAGUUUGUUCAUGUUUGCUAUUUGACUGAGACAUGGGCUAAAGUAUAUGCUGAAAGCAUACACCCGAAUGGAGAUAUAAAUGAUUGGACUUUCCCUGAUGUUAUAGAAGAAUUCUUUUGUGCACCUCCAUUUAGUAAGCCAAACAGUGGGAGACCACCAAAAAAAAGAAAGCGAUCUGUUGGAGAAUUUGGGGUGCCAGGUUCCAAGUCUCAGAGUCACAAGUGCAGUAGAUGUGGCACAUCAGGACACAAUAAGAGUGCAUGCCGACUUCCCAUAUGA